Messenger RNA from Chara braunii, 2943 nucleotides. NCBI's taxonomy places the organism in Eukaryota, Viridiplantae, Streptophyta, Charophyceae, Charales, Characeae. The record is from the annotation of a GenBank genome assembly.
UCCGGGUGUCCAUGCUUGCGAGGCCUGGUCAUACCUAAAGGAGGGCAAUUGAUGGGUCAGAAGAAAGGCCAGUGUGCAAAAAACCAUCGGGCAAGAGGCAUAGGGAAAGAAGGGCAUUACGAAAGGUUAGGCGUCCGGAAGGAGGAGAACGCCUAGAGACAAAAAGGCAUCAGGGAAGCGGGGAAAGGGAGACAAGGCACUGAAAGAAAAACGAAUAGGUCGUGAAAGAGGGUGGAGUGUGUGCGUGUGUGUGUGUGUGUGUGUGUGUGUGUGUUUGUGUGUGUGUGUUUGUCUGCGUGCCACAGAGAGAGAGAGAGAGAGAGAGAGAGAGAGAGAGAGAGAGAGAGAGAGAGAGAGGACAUGGGGAUCGUAGACGAAGCUUCUAUGGGUGAAGAGCCUCGUUUGGAGAGGUCCUUCAGAGGGCAUCGAGACUGCGUGACUGGCGUUGCGUUCAAUCGCAACAUGAAGCAGUUGAUUUCUUGUUCCUUGGACGGCUGCGUGAUGGUCUGGAACUUCAAGCCACAGCUGCGAGCCUUUCGUUAUGGCGGCCACAAGGCCCCCGUUUGUUCUGUGGCCUUUUCUCCCUGCGACGAGCUCAUUGCCUCCGGCUCCCGGGAUCAGACGGUGCGAAUUUGGGUCCCCACCGUUCAGGGCAAAUCAACCGUCAUCAGGGCUCAUUCUGGCACCGUCCGCACCGUUUCGUUUAGCGGCAACGGUCGGUUUCUGUUAUCGGGCUCCGACGACAAGACGCUGAAGGUGUGGUCCAUGCACCAGAGGGGACAGUUGAAAUUCCGGCAUGCCCUGAUAGGCCACAUAAACUGGGUAAAAUCGGCAGAUUUCAGUCCAGAUGGGAGGUUGGCAGUUUCUGGGGGUGAUGACAAAACCGUUCGGAUCUGGGAUGUCGAGGGCCACCAAUGUCUGCACGCCUUUGAUGAUCACUAUGGCAUUGUUAAUGGGGUGAACUUCCAUCCUGACGGGACCUGUGUGGCCUCCGCAUCCAACGAUCAUUCCAUCAAGAUUUGGGACAUAAGGUGCAACACCUUGGUGCAGCAUUAUGGGGCCAACAGAGCCGCGGUCAAUUCCGUGAACUUCCAUCCUUGUGGGAACUUCCUUGUUUCCUCCUGCAAUGAUGCCUCGCUCAAAGUGUGGGACUUGAGAGAAGGACACCUAUUCUACACUCUCAACGGACAUGAAGGAGCUGCUACUUGUGCGACUUUCUCUCCUAGUGGAGACUAUUUCGCCUCGGGGGGUGCAGAUGAAGCAGUCCUGGUUUGGAGGGCCAGCUUCGAUAGAUGUAUGGAGGACUACGUCAUGUCGAGCGCAAGACUCGUUGGCCAGAGGGACAGGGGCCGCAGAGAGCAGAGGAACAGCAACAUAGACAGGGAUAUCAAGCCACCCAACGAUUGCAGUCAUAUCAAAGGCAGUCUAAGGCAGGUUGGGGGUUCUCAUCUUCUGCUUUCGAAGUCGGGCAAGAAGAUUAUGAUGGCGUCUUCUGCGCCUAGCCACCUCCAGCAGCCAUCCCUACCCAAUGGUGGAACAGUAGGUGAAGCAGCAGCAACAAGAGGUGGCUGCGAAGUUGGGGGAGGCGAAAAGCUGCUAUUUUUCGGGGAUGGACCAGACUGGAGGUUUUCGAGGCCCACGAAGCAGCAAGCUGCCAAAAUGAUGACAUCUGCUGCGAGUAAUAACUUCAAGGGCUCUUCUCUUUUUCCCAAUGGUGUAUGUGAUGAGAAGGUAGUCGACUCGACAGCGCAGCCGCUGCCUGCGUUUCAGCCUGCUAGAGGAUUAGAUAUGAUGGGGGACCUGUCGUCUAACAAUGCGGCAACCGCGGAAGAGUGUUUUACUGGAACCUUGCAGCGGAUGGUUGGCCAGAUGGACGUGCUCACUCAGACCAUAGCACUUAUUGAGGAACGAAUGACCAUAAACGAGGACAAAAUGCGGCGUGUGGAAGAUAAGCUAGCAUCCAUCCUCGACCAUCUGGUUUCGACAAAAUCGGAGCAAGUUGUGGGAACUGCAGCUGUGGGAGGGGCAACUGUACUAGGCCAGAAGGACACAUUUGGCGGCAGCAGCAGCAGCAACCAUGUCAAUCAUCCUCUCCACUUGCAGGACCUGCCAACCUCACCUUUGCAAGGCGGAAAGGGAAAGCAGCAGCUUGGUGGCGUCCUAAGGAUGCUGAAGGCCAGUUACGGAAGAAGAGAGAGCGUGGAGGAUGGUGGAAUUAUGAGAGGUUGUGAAUGCAAGGCUGACUCGCGGGUCAGCCCUCCCGCUCCACUGGGUGCGACCACUACUUCUGCCGCAGCUGCAGCUGCGGCUGCGGCUGGAACCGAGGGAGAACGUCCAGCACCCCGUGUGCUAGGGAUGCUAAAUGCCAGUUUCGGAAGAAGAGAUAGUGACGAGGCUGCGGCUCGAACCGAGGGAGAGCAUCCGGCAGCCACUGUCCUGGGGAUGCUGAAUCCCAGUUUAGCUAGAAGAGAUAGUGACGACGCUGCGGCUGUGGCUGCAGCUGGAACGGAGGGAGAACGCCCGGCAGCCAGCAUCCUAGGGAUGCUGAAUGCCAGUUACGGAAGAAGAGAUAAUGACGAAGAUUGCGGAAUCAGGAGAGGUUGUGAAAGCAAGGCUGACUCGCGGGGCAGUCCUCCAGCUCCACUGGGUGUGACCACUACUGCUGCGGCAGCAGCUGGAACCGAGGGAGAACGUCCGGUAGCCACACAAACCAAUGGAGACAUGGGUAGGAUAUCAGAUAGGGUCGUCCCGGGUGGUUUUUCUCAGACAUUUGACUGGGAUAAAGCAAGCAAACUGCUGUAAGGGACGCUGGGCCCGAUUCCCAGCACGUGCUGCUCCCCAGCACGUGCUGCUCCCCACGAGUAAGAUUGGAGCCACCAUACAGGUGGAGCCUUCAUUAGGCUUGGGCUUUUAUCCUUCGCCUGAUAAAGGACCACCUCCCAG